Molecule: messenger RNA, 12423 nt
Organism: Elgaria multicarinata webbii
Lineage: Eukaryota; Metazoa; Chordata; Lepidosauria; Squamata; Anguidae
Gene: APC
Product: APC regulator of WNT signaling pathway
Exons: 16
Coding region: 209-8743 (2844 amino acids)
Biological process (GO): cell fate specification; positive regulation of protein catabolic process; pattern specification process
Cellular component (GO): cytoplasmic microtubule; beta-catenin destruction complex; catenin complex
Molecular function (GO): beta-catenin binding; microtubule binding; gamma-catenin binding
Source: RefSeq, a predicted model, not a curated record
AGGAAGCACUGGAUGUGAACAAGAGUAUGUUAUAUUCUCUGAUGAGAGCAGGGCCAUUGGCUGGGUUGGGCUGGGUGCACACGUGACUGGAAUGUGGCUGUAUUGGCUCUGGCUCUAGCGCAGACAUUGAGUACAGGAAGGUACUGGGUGUUGAAGACUGAAUGGAGGUGCAGUCGGCGUCGGAGAUGGGGUCCUGGGGUAGCCCAGAAUGGCUGCAGUGUCAUAUGAUCAGUUGUUAAAACAAGUAGAGGCGUUAAAAAUGGAGAACUCAAACCUUCGACAAGAACUGGAAGAUAAUUCAAAUCAUCUUACAAAACUGGAAUCUGAAGCAUCUAAUAUGAAGGAGGUGCUGAAGCAGCUGCAAGGAAGUAUUGAAGAUGAGGCAAUGGCUUCAUCUGGACAGAUUGAUUUGCUGGAACGUCUUAAAGAAUUGAACUUGGACAGCAAUAACUUCCCUGGAGUGAAGUUAAGGCCAAAGAUAUCAAUGCGUUCAUAUGGAAGCAGGGAAGGAUCGGUUUCUAGUCGAUCAGGAGAGUGCAGCCCUGUUCCCAUGGGGUCAUUUCCCAGAAGAGGUUUUAUGAAUGGAAGCAGAGAGAGCACUGGUUAUCUGGAAGAAUUAGAGAAAGAAAGAUCUCUCUUGCUUGCUGAGCUUGAAAAGGAAGAAAAAGAAAAAGACUGGUAUUAUGCUCAGCUUCAGAAUCUUACAAAGAGGAUAGAUAGUCUUCCUCUUACUGAAAACUUCUCCUUACAGACAGAUAUGACCAGAAGACAAUUGGAGUAUGAGGCAAGGCAGAUUAGAGCUGCUAUGGAAGAACAGCUAGGUACUUGCCAGGACAUGGAGAAGCGAGCCCAGGAGAGAGUAACUAGAAUUCAACAAAUUGAGAAAGACAUCCUACGCAUAAGACAGCUCCUGCAGUCCCAAGUCGCUGAAGCAGAGAGGGCACCUCCAAGCAAGCAUGAUGCAGGCUCGCAUGAAGCGGAGAGGCAAAAUGAAGGUCAAGGAGCAGCAGAAAUCAGUGUGGCAACUGCUGGCAGUAGCCAGGGUUCAGCUGCUCGGAUGGACCAUGAGACAUCCAGUGUUAUGAGUUCUAAUAGUAGUUACUCUGUUCCUCGAAGAUUGACAAGUCACCUGGGUACCAAGGUUGAAAUGGUGUAUUCAUUGUUGUCAAUGUUGGGUACUCAUGAUAAAGAUGACAUGUCACGGACUUUGCUAGCUAUGUCUAGCUCCCAGGACAGCUGCAUAGCUAUGCGCCAGUCUGGAUGUCUUCCCCUCCUCAUUCAACUUCUACAUGGCAACGAUAAAGACUCUGUUUUGUUGGGAAACUCCCGAGGCAGUAAGGAGGCCCGUGCCAGAGCUAGUGCAGCUCUACAUAAUAUCAUUCACUCCCAACCUGAUGAUAAGCGAGGCAGGCGAGAAAUACGUGUCCUCCAUCUUUUAGAACAAAUCCGAGCUUACUGUGAAACGUGUUGGGAAUGGCAAGAAGCACACGAUCAGGGCAUGGACCAGGACAAAAAUCCAAUGCCAGCUCCAGUUGACCAUCAGAUCUGUCCUGCAGUAUGUGUUUUAAUGAAGCUUUCAUUUGAUGAAGAGCAUAGGCAUGCAAUGAAUGAACUUGGGGGAUUGCAGGCCAUUGCAGAAUUGCUGCAGGUGGACUGUGAGAUGUAUGGGCUUACUAAUGACCAUUAUAGUGUCACCUUAAGACGCUAUGCUGGAAUGGCUCUGACAAAUUUAACUUUUGGAGAUGUAGCCAAUAAGGCCACAUUAUGUUCUAUGAAGGGUUGCAUGAGAGCACUUGUAGCCCAGUUAAAAUCUGAAAGUGAAGAUUUGCAGCAGGUCAUUGCAAGUGUCUUGAGAAAUUUGUCUUGGCGAGCAGAUGUGAAUAGUAAGAAGACACUGCGCGAGGUUGGAAGUGUGAAAGCACUGAUGGAGUGUGCUCUGGAAGUUAAAAAGGAAUCUACCCUAAAAAGUGUAUUGAGUGCCUUAUGGAAUUUGUCAGCACAUUGCACUGAGAAUAAAGCUGAUAUAUGUGCUGUGGAUGGUGCUCUUGCCUUUUUAGUUGGCACACUGACAUAUCGGAGCCAAACAAAUACUUUAGCCAUUAUUGAAAGCGGAGGAGGAAUACUGCGAAAUGUCUCUAGCUUGAUUGCUACAAAUGAAGACCACAGACAAAUUCUAAGAGAGAACAGCUGCUUGCAAACCCUGUUACAUCACUUGAAAUCUCACAGCUUGACAAUAGUCAGUAACGCCUGUGGAACCCUAUGGAACCUCUCUGCACGGAAUGCGAAGGACCAAGAAGCAUUGUGGGACAUGGGAGCAGUUAGCAUGCUCAAAAAUCUCAUCCAUUCAAAGCACAAAAUGAUAGCCAUGGGCAGUGCUGCAGCUCUAAGGAACCUAAUGGCAAACAGACCUGCAAAAUAUAAAGAUGCUAACAUCAUGUCUCCAGGUUCAAGCUUGCCAUCUCUUCAUGUCAGAAAGCAAAAAGCACUGGAAGCAGAGUUAGAUGCUCAACAUUUAUCUGAGACUUUCGACAACAUUGAUAACUUAAGUCCCAAAACAUCUCAUCGUAACAAGCAAAGACAUAAACAGAAUCUGUACAGUGAAUAUGUUUUAGAUGGCAAUCGACAUGAAGAUGGAGUUUGCAGGUCAGAAAAUUUUAAUAGUGGUAACAUGACUGUUCUUUCUCCUUAUUUAAACACGACGGUGUUGCCUGGUUCCUCUUCCUCAAGCAGAGGGAAUACAGAGAGUUCUCGGUCUGAAAAGGACAGGAGCUUGGACAGAGAGCGUGCAGUGGGAUUAAGCAGUUAUCAUUCAGGAACAGAAAAUUCUGGGAGCUCUUCUAAACGAAUAGGAAUGCAGGUUUCUACUGCUGCAGCCCAAAUUUCUAAAGUAAUGGAAGAAGUAACAAGUAUGCAUAUUCCACAAGAAGACAGAAGCAAUGGAUCUCUGACUGAAAUGCACUGUUUGUCAGAAGACAGGAAUGCUUUAAGAAGAACAUCCACUGCCCAUUCUCACACAAAUAGCUACAACUUUUCUAAAUCCGAGAACAGGACAUGUCCUGUACCUUACGCAAAAGUGGAGUAUAAGAGAGCCUCUAAUGAUAGCUUAAACAGUGUCAGUAGCAGUGAUGGAUAUGGUAAAAGAGGACAAAUGAAGCCUAUUGAGUCUUAUUCUGAAGAUGAAGAAAGUAAAUUUUGCAGUUAUGGGCAGUAUCCUGCUGAUUUAGCCCAUAAAAUACACAGUGCUAAUCACAUGGAUGACAAUGAUGGAGAACUAGACACUCCAAUAAACUAUAGUUUAAAAUAUUCUGAUGAGCAGUUAAAUUCCGGAAGGCAAAGUCCAUCACAGAAUGAAAGAUGGGCAAGACCCAAGCAUAUAAUAGAAGAGGAAAUAAAGCAAAAUGAACAAAGACAGUCCAGAAGUCAAAGUGGAGCAUACCCUGUAUAUGCUGAGAGUGGUGAUAAUAAACACAUGAGCUACCAGUCAGCUUUUGGACAACCAGAAUGUGUCUCUCCUUUCAGAUCAAGAGAAUCCAACAGCUCAGAACAAAACAGAGCAGGCUGCAGUCAUGGAAUAAAUCCAAAGGUGAACCAGUCCUUAUGUCAAGUUGAUGAUUACGAGGAUGAUAAGCCAACCAAUUAUAGUGAGCGUUACUCUGAGGAGGAACAGCAUGAGGAAGAAGAUCAUCCAACUAACUAUAGCAUAAAAUACAGUGAAGAGGAGCACCAUGUAGAUCAGCCUAUUGAUUACAGUCUCAAAUAUUCAACAGAUGUUCCUCCUUCUGCACAGAAGCCAUCUUUUUCUUUUUCAAAAAGUCCAUCAGUACAGAGUACUAAAACGGAUCACAUUUCGUCAAGCAGUGGAAAUACCUCAACUUCUGCUGGCUCAAAGAGGCAUAACCAACUUCAUCCAAAUGCUGCUCAGAGUAGAGCAGGUCACACCCAGAAACCUGCAUCUUGCAAAGCACCCUCCAUCAACCAGGAAACAAUACAAACUUAUUGUGUGGAAGAUACACCAAUAUGUUUUUCAAGAUGUAGCUCUCUGUCAUCUUUGUCAUCAGCUGAAGAUGAAACAGGGCGUGAUCAAGCCACACGUGUAGCAGAUACUGAUAACUCUCUGAAGAUAGUGGGAAUGAAAGAAAAUAGUGGGAGUCUAUCUGCAGCGGGCACAGUAAAUGAAGCCUCAUCAGCCUCUCAGCACAUUAGAACAAAAUCAAACAGACUUCAAGCUUCUAGUCUAUCUCCUUCUGAUUCAGCAAGACAUAAAGCUGUUGAGUUUUCUUCGGGUGCCAAAUCUCCUUCGAAGAGUGGUGCUCAGACUCCUAAGAGCCCACCAGAACAUUAUGUGCAGGAGACCCCACUCAUGUUUAGUAGGUGCACCUCUGUAAGUUCCUUAGAUAGUUUUGAGAGCCGUUCAAUUGCUAGCUCUGUUCAAAGUGAACCUUGCAGUGGGAUGGUAAGUGGUAUUAUAAGCCCAAGUGACCUUCCAGAUAGUCCUGGGCAAACAAUGCCACCAAGCAGAAGUAAAACCCCACCUCCUGCACAAGUGGCACAAGUAAAGAGAGAAGCAGCCAAAACUAAAGUUCCCAAUACCGAAAAAAGAGAAUCUGGACCAAGACAAACAGCUGUAAAUACAGCUGUUCAAAGAGUACAGGUAUUGCAAGAUGCUGACACAUUGUUACAUUUUGCUACAGAAAGUACACCAGAUGGGUUUUCUUGUUCAUCAAGCCUAAGCGCUUUGAGUCUUGAUGAGCCAUUUAUACAGAAAGAUGUAGAGUUAAGAAUAAUGCCCCCUGUACAUGAAAAUGACCACGGGAAUGAAGCAGAAGUUGAACAGCCAAAUGAUAUAAAGGAUAAUCAAGAGAAGAAGAAAGAAAAGCCCACAGAAACUGAAAAAGAUAUAUUGGAUGAUUCAGAUGAAGAUGAUAUUGAAAUAUUGGAGGAAUGUAUUAUUUCUGCGAUGCCAACAAAAUCUUCACGUAAAGCCAAAAAGCCUUCACAGGUAACUGCUUCGAAAAUACCUCCACCUGUAGCCAGAAAACCAAGCCAGCUGCCUGUGUAUAAACUUCUCCCUUCUCAGAGUAGGUUACAUUCUCAAAAGCAUGUUAGUUUUACACCUGGAGAUGAUAUGCCACGUGUUUAUUGUGUGGAGGGAACACCAAUAAACUUCUCAACAGCUACAUCUCUGAGUGAUCUCACAAUAGAAUCACCACCAAAUGAAUUGGUCAGUACAGAAACUGCUGGUACAGGGAUAGAAUCAGCUGAAUUUGAAAAGAGAGAUACCAUUCCCACAGAAGGCAGAAGUACUGAUGAUGCUCGUGGGGGAAAACAUUCAACUGGGGCUACUGUUGGGUUGGAUGAUGACAAAGCAGAAGAAGGUGAUGACAUUCUUGCCGAAUGUAUUAAUUCUGCUAUGCCAAAAGGGAAAAGCCACAAACCUUUCAGAGUGAAAAAGAUAAUGGAUCAAAUUCAGCAAGCAUCCACAUCUUCAUCAGUAAGUACUAAAAACCAACUUGAAGUUGAGAAAAAGAAACCAACAUCACCAGUAAAACCCAUGCCCCAAAGUAAUGAAUACAGAGCACGCUUACGAAAAGCCUCAGAACCAAAAAGUAAUUUUAGUAAUGAAAGGACCCAUACCAACAACAAAGAUACAAAGAAACAAAACCUUAAAAAUAGCACAAGGGACUUUAGUGAUAAACUUCCAAAUAAUGAAGAGCGUACAAGAGGAAGCUUUGCAUUUGAUUCUCCCCACCAUUACACUCCAAUUGAGGGAACUCCAUAUUGUUUUUCAAGGAAUGACUCCUUGAGUUCUCUAGACUUUGAUGACGAUGUGGAUCUUUCGAGGGAAAAGGCAGAACUGAGAAAGGGGAAGGAAAGUGAAAUUAAAUCCAGUGCUAAUACAGAACAGAUCUCAAAUCAACAGUCAGCCAGCAGAACACAAGCUUGCCAAAAACACACUCCAGCAGGAAGAAAUCAACCAAAACCUCUGGUGCCGAAACAGACCCCUUUCUCUCAGUCAUCCAAAGAUAUUGCAGAUAGGAGUGCAGCGACAGAUGAGAAAACACAAAAUUUUGCAAUAGAAAAUACUCCUGUUUGUUUCUCUCGUAAUUCUUCUCUGAGUUCUCUCAGUGAUAUUGAUCAAGAAAACAACAAUAAAGAAAGUGAACCUAUAGAACAAAUAGAACCAUCUGAUGCACAGAUAGAAUCAAACAGACCACAGGUUUCAGGCUAUGCUCCUAAAUCAUUUCAUGUUGAAGAUACUCCAGUAUGUUUUUCAAGGAACAGUUCCCUCAGUUCUCUUAGUAUUGACUCGGAAGAUGAUCUUUUGCAGGAAUGUAUUAGCUCUGCCAUGCCUAAAAAGAAAAAGCCUUCAAGAGCAAAAGGGGACAUUGAAAAACAUAGCUCUAGAAACAUGGGAGGCAUUUUGGCAGAAGACCUAACAUUAGAUUUGAAAGAUAUUCAGAGGCCUGAUUCAGAGCAUGGUUUCUCACCAGAUUCAGAGAAUUUUGACUGGAAAGCUAUUCAAGAAGGUGCAAAUUCUAUAGUUAGCAGCUUGCAUCAAGCUGCUGCUGCAGCAUCACUAUCUAGGCAAGCUUCAUCAGACUCUGAUUCAAUUCUUUCAUUAAAAUCUGGAAUUUCCUUAGGAUCACCUUUUCAUCUUACACCAGACCAAGAAGAAAAACCUUUUACUAGUAAUAAGGGUCCAAGAAUUAUUAAACCAGGAGAGAAAGGUACACUGGAAACUAAGAAAGUAGACUCUGAAAAUAAAGGUAUCAAAGGAGGAAAGAAAGUGUAUAAAAGUAUGAUUACAGGUAAAGCACGUUCUAAUUCUGAACUUACAAGUCACUUGAAGCAGCCUUUGCAAACAAAUAUGCCCUCAAUCUCCCGAGGUAGGACAAUGAUUCAUAUUCCUGGCGUUCGAAAUAGCUCUUCAAGUACAAGUCCAGUUUCUAAAAAAGGGCCACAAUUAAAGAGUACAGCUUCCAAAAGCCCUAAUGAAAGCCAGUGUUCUGCUAGUUCUCCCAGAGUAACCAAACCGUCUGUGAAAUCUGAGCCAAGCCCUAUAUCCAGACAACCAUCACAACAGGGUGGAUCAAGUAAAGGACCCUCUAGGUCGGGAUCUAGAGAUUCUACACCUUCUAGACCACAACAGCAACCUUUAACCAGACCUCUGCAGUCUCCUGGCCGAAAUUCAAUUUCACCAGGCAGAAAUGGCAUAAGUCCUCCUAAUAAACUCUCCCAACUGCCAAGAACAUCAUCUCCAAAUACAGCUUCUACCAAGUCUUCAGGUUCAGGAAGAAUGGCAUACACAUCACCAGGCAGACAGAUGAGCCAGCAAACUGUGGCAAAACAAACAGGGUUGCCUAAAAGUACUAGUGGCAUUCCUAGGAGUGAAUCUGCCUCAAAAGGACUAAACCAAGUGUCUGGUAUCAGUGGAUCAAGCAAAAAGGCUGAAUUAUCUAGAAUGUCAUCCGCUAAGUCCAGUGGGAGUGAAUCUGACAGAUCAGAGAGACCUGUUCUAGUCCGCCAGUCAACUUUUAUUAAAGAAACUCCAAGUCCCACGCUAAGAAGGAAAUUAGAAGAGUCUGCCUCAUUUGAAUCUUUGUCUCCUUCUAGACCAGACUCUCCCACCCAAUCCCAAACGCAGACCCCAGUUCUAAGCCCAUCACUUCCUGACAUGUCUUUAUCUACUCAUUCAGCCAUCCAAGCUAGUGGCUGGCGAAAGUUACCUCCUAACCUAAGCCCUUCUUUAGAGUACAAUGACGGGAGGCCAACAAAACGGCAUGACAUAACUCGAUCUCACUCUGAGAGUCCUUCCAGACUGCCAAUUAACAGAUCAGGGACAUGGAAGCGUGAGCACAGUAAACAUUCCUCAUCACUUCCUCGUGUAAGCACUUGGAGAAGGACUGGAAGUUCUUCUUCAAUUCUUUCAGCUUCUUCAGAAUCCAGUGAAAAGGCAAAAAGCGAGGAUGAAAAGCAGCAUGCAAGUUCUUUUUCUGGACUCAAACAAGCUAAAGAGAGUCAAGCACCAACAAAAGGUACUUGGAGAAAGAUAAAGGAAAAUGAAAUUCCUCAGAUAAUGACAAGUCCACCUCAGAAUACCUCAUCAGGUGCUACUAAUGGUGCUGAUUCAAAAACUUUAAUUUACCAGAUGGCACCUGCUGUCUCCAAGACAGAGGAUGUGUGGGUGAGGAUUGAGGACUGUCCUAUUAAUAAUCCCAGAUCUGGAAAAUCUCCCACAGGAAACACUCCCCCCAUUAUUGACAGUGUUUCAGAGAAAGGGAAUGUGAGUAGUAAAGAUUCUAAAGAUCUUCAUGGAAAACAAAGUGCAGGGAAUGGAAAUGUCCCUGUUCGUACCAUGGGGUUAGAAAACCAUCUGAAUUCAUAUAUUCAGUCAGAUAGUCCAGACAAGAAAGGACCAGAAACUAAAGCUUUGCUGAGCAAUCCUAUCCCUGCCCCAGAGACUAAUGAAAGCACUGUUAAUGAACGUACACCAUUCAGUUCCAGCAGCUCAAGCAAACAUAGUUCGCCUAGUGGUGCAGUUGCAGCACGAGUGACUCCUUUCAACUAUAAUCCCAGCCCUAGAAAAAGCAGCGUGGAUAAUAGUUCGGCUCGGCCAUCACAGAUACCAACACCAGUAAAUAACAGUACAAAAAAACGAGAUUCAAAGACUGAAAAUACAGAUUCAAGUGGCGCUCAAAGUCCUAAGCGCCAUUCUGGAUCUUACCUGGUGACUUCUGUUUAAUGAAAGAUUCUGAUGUAUUAUGCUGUAUGUGGAACUUUUUAAUGAAACUAUACAUUUUUUCGUGUUGUAAAUAGGUUUGAUUCUUGUAGAGGUCCUUGUUCUGGAAGCCAUAUUUGAUAUUCUUUGUCUUCACUGAUAAGAUUUGAGGGAUUCCCGAUUGAUAAUUUAGCAAUAAAAUUGCUAAAGUGAUUAUAUUUGUACAGUAUGUUUUACAUAUAUUUAAUUAACAUCCCAUACCUUUAAUUGUUUUGGUGGGGUGGGGGAUUCAGGAAAAAUGAACAGAGAUUAAAGAAAUAAUACUAUUACUGUAUCACUCAUUUCUAGAUUAGCAAAAUGACUAAACUACAUCAGGGAGAAAUUGGUAUUUAUGCAAAAAAGAAAAUAUUAAAAUACUCCAUCUUAGUAUUUGUGAAGCCACCAAACCUUAUAAUUAAUCAUGUGGCUGUGAAAUUCACAGUAAUAUGGUUUCUGCUGAACAAGCCUGUUUUUUCUGCAUGGAUAGAACUGAUGGUUCAUUUCUGAAAUGAUUAACAUUUCUGUGGUCACAUAACGUGCAUAGAUAGUUAUGGUGUAAUGAUUACCUUUUGGUUUUGUGCUCUGCAAAAAAGAAAAAGAAAAAAGGCAAUCUGUGUAUGUGUAAACCUUGAACAAAGUUAUUUUACCAGAACUAGAUUUUAACUGACAGUAGGUAGGAUUUUUGCUAUGCUGUAACUUGUUGUAUAUUCUGGUAUUUGAGGUGAGAUGGCUGCUCUUUUAUUAAUGAGACAUGGGUGAGGUCUCAACAGAACUAAAUGAACAUUUCAGAAUAAAUUAUUACUGUAUGUACAUUCUGUUGUGUGUUACUUUUACAGUGCAUAAGAAAAUCAAUGUUUAAUUUUGGUAUUUUUGAGAAAUUCUCUUUGUAUGAUGUACUAAUGCACUUACUCAAAAGGCUUGUUGGGGAUAAUCUACAUUCCAUUGAAGUCAGUGGCAGCAUUCACAUAGAUUUUAAUGGAUCUGGAUUGAACCCACUACCUGUUACAGUCACACACUGGUUCUCUUCCAGUUUAUAGUAGCUUUUAAUAUACACACGUAACAGCUGUAGCAUUGGAUAAAGCAUUGAUGUUUUCAGUUGAGAUUUUAAUUGGUUCCAGGUACAAAAAGAGGCUAAAAGAAGUACUUCCAUAGUUUUCAUAUUGCACAGCCUAGAAUGCUAUUCUGUGUACAAGUAAGAGUUUUUUAAAAAAUUGGGGGGGGGGAGAUAUUUGAGAUAGAAACCCUGUUUCAAGUAUUUCUUAAUUUAGGUUUGUUUGUUUUUAAUUUGGGUAAUACACUAGAGACUAAUAUACUAAAAGUGUCUUAGUAAAAAAUACGAUUUGUACAUUAUGCCGCUCUGGAUAAACCAACUUUGUAUUCAUUUAUGCUUUGACUUUAGAGACCUUCAUUAGACUGUUUACAACAGAAGUACUCUGCUAAACUUAAGUGCCUCUAUACAACAAUAGCAAAAUGCGUGUGCACAUGCUUAAUUAAGAUAGUAGUAAACAAGUCAAGUGUGUAUCUCAGGCUGUUUUCCAUUUUUACAAUCAUUCAUGUAUUUGUUUGGUAGAAGGGUUCAGAAUCUGCUUACAAAUGUUCUCAAAUAUGCCAAUUUAAUUGAUAAUACAAAGCAGUGCUUCUCACUGUAUAGCAUUCUAGACCCAAGUGCUCUAGUAUGAAUUUUACCUUUUGAAAAGAGAUAUUAACCUACAUUAAGCUAAAUUGGGGUUAACAGCAUGCAUUUUCAAACUAUGCAGUGGCAUGGCUUUCACAUAACACUAAACUAUACUUUAGCAUUAUGAGGACGAGCAACAGCAAGCCUUCGUCUGAUGUGCUCCCUACUAUCCUCCCCUUGGGUGCAGCUACAAGUAGGAGAUUGGAAACUUCCACUCCUGUUUUAGAUUAACCACAGUUUACUGUUGCAUCCAAACUCUUAAGUUGUGGUAAAUGUUAAUUAUGGUUAAUGAAAACAAGCCAGUCUCAUAAACGAUGGUUUGAAAUCGACUUGUUUCUACUAAGUAUAGUUAUGAUUAACUGUCAUUUACCUUAGUUCAGACAAAACAACAAGCUUGCAGUUAGCCUAAAACAGAAACAAAAGCUUCCAAAUUCCUCAUUGCCGAGCUGGAGUUGUGGAUAGGCGGUAGCAUGUGCCUUGAAACAUUCAACCAAGACUUAGCAUUAUACACAAACACAGCUUUUUCUUAAAUCCUCCCCGGCUUAAAAUAUGUACAUCACAAAGAUGAAUUGGUCAGUUCAAUAAUGCUUUGAAAUUCCAAUCACAAGAACAGAGUACUUUAUAUAUCAUAAUACUUUAAUUCCCUAUUAAGACCAUAAAAAUAUGUUGGCUUAAAUAUAGGUUGUCCCUUAAAAGGUAUUGUUAGAAAAUAACUCCCGUUUCCUGAUUCUCUAUUAAAAAGAUUACAUGUAUUUCUUGUACUCUUUGCCUUUUAACUGGGCAUAUAUAGUGGCAUACCAUAUUGGUAGAAUAUCUUACGUGGACACGAACCCCGCCUGAAAUACAGUCUUUGUGACACAUUUAGGUAUAUGUUUCAAUGUACUUCAUAUACAACAUCCAAUAUGGACCAAUACACAAGAUCAGUAUUUGUUCAUCAGUAUGAGUUGCUUCCGUUUCCCCUGCCUCAGCUGUUACUAAAAUAAAUUUGGGAAUACAGCUGGAGGGCGGGGGAGAAGGCCUACAAGGGGGUUGCAUGCAUCUACUGCUGUGGCUACCAAGCUUUAAUGGCAACAUGAUGUCACUGAUGCUAACGCUGUUAAAUUUGUACAUGCUGAUUACUGCUAUUUUUACUUCUUCUGAAUUUAAUCACUAGUUUAUAUGAAUGAUGCACCGCACAGAAUGGGCAAAACCAAGUCAAGAAAUUAAGACUUCUUUUAAAAAAAAAUCAACUGAUUCUUUUAAAGCUUUUCUGCUUCAUUCCUCAGCUGUGGUAAUAAGAAUUGUAUUAAUUUUCUGUACUUCCUUAAUUAUAUGUAAAAGCCAAAAGCUUUCCUUUUGUUAUUUAAUUCUGACUUAUAUUGAAAUAAACAAAUUAUUUGACAGACCUAAGUUCAUGGUAAAAAAAAAAGCCCAGGAAAAACAAAUGUGCAAAUAGUAAUGUUUUUCUUUUCUUUUCUUCUUUUUUUACAAGAAGCAAACUUUUUUGGUUGCAACGUAUGUGGCAUAUAGAGAUAUUUAUUUUAAGGUUGUGACCAUAUCUGUAUUUUAGGCCUAUUAAUGCCCAUACCUUUUCUUUUAAGAGUAUUCAUUGAAUUGUGACCUUCAAUUUGUGUUUUCAAUUAAUUUAUUGUUUCAAGUUCUGUACUUUUAUCUUCUAUAAUAUGCUUUCUCAUAAACCUGUAAGUUGCUCGUUACAAUUCGUUAUGUACUGACAAUGUAAAAGCUCAGUAUUCUGAUAAUUUUUAUAUCGCUUUGAAAAACCAACCAUGACUUCAGAGAUCUGAGGUAGAUGUUUUAAAAGUAGUAUCUCUGACUAUUAAUAUGUUUGAGAAACUUAACUUUCUUUGUAUAUUUUAAUGUGUGAAAGCAAAAAAAUUAAAAAUUGGAAUUUUGUGUUUAACAGAACUUAAUUCAUAACUGUAUAGUUGGAUAACUUUUUAAUUCCUCAAAGUUGCCUAUGGGUCUUGUAAAUUAAAAUAUUCCAAAGUGA